Messenger RNA from Plasmodium gaboni, 629 nucleotides. Its product is annotated as putative SAC3/GNAP family-related protein. Gene Ontology annotation, molecular function: ribosome binding; translation initiation factor activity. The record is from RefSeq and is a predicted model, not a curated record. The annotation marks the transcript as partial. Gene Ontology annotation, biological process: regulation of translational initiation. The transcript has a single exon. NCBI's taxonomy places the organism in Eukaryota, Apicomplexa, Aconoidasida, Haemosporida, Plasmodiidae. Gene Ontology annotation, cellular component: cytoplasm; eukaryotic translation initiation factor 3 complex.
AAGUUCUAAGUGACUAUGUGAAUGUAGCUUUUGAGAAUAACGAAUAUUAUGAUAACGAUGUGAUGCUAACUUUGUUGAGAUUGUUUUGUUUAUAUCCUCAUUGUUAUGAUAAAGAAAUAAUUAAGAAAAUAUUGAUAUGUGUUUUAUAUAAUAUAAAUAAUGUGGAUAUGAAUAUGUAUAUGAGUUUAAUAAAUUCAAGUUUAUAUGAUGAAAAUAUAAAAAGUGUUAUAUAUAUAUAUGAAUUAAUAAAAAAUUGUCAGUAUAAAAAAUUAUGGAAUUGUAUAAAUAAUAAUAUAGGUAAUGAAGAUAAUAAUUGUGAUUAUUCUUAUUUAAAGAAUGAUAAAAAUUUUAUUUCUAAUAUUAGAAAAUAUAUUUUAAAUACUAUCUCAAUAAGUUUUGAAAGUAUAUAUUUAAAAAACAUGUCAGAAUAUUUAAAUAUGGAAGAUAAAACACAACUUGAACAAUUUUUAAAUGAAAAUAAAUGGACUAUUAAAAUGGUAAAUCAUAAAGGACACGAUGAACAAAUAUGUUAUAAUGGAAAUAUAGAAACAGUUCAAAAUAAAAAAAAUAUAAAUACUUAUUUUACUGAGGAUAAUAUAGGAUCUUACAUAAAUAAACUUAACCACUAA